AUGACAGUCACCGAGUACGACAUAAUAUUUUGUGACUUAUCUCGUUACGCACUGACCCAAGUAGAUACUGGUCAGAAAAUGUCAGAGAAAUUUUGCAGUGGGUUACGACCUGAGAUUAGGAUGACCUUAGCCGGUCAUGAUGGAUUGACUUAUACAGAUGCGCUCAGUAGAGCAUUGGAUAUAGAAGCCGCUAUGCCAGCAGAAAGGGUAAUACCUAUACCAAUGUUUAUGCCAGCACCCCCACCGAUGCAGUCUCAGAAUUUCAAAGGAAAGCGAAAGUGGAAUGACACGGGGAAUAACCAACCCAAUAAAAAGAUAUGGCAGGGACAGGGACAACCUCAACAACAAGGGUUGGAAAAACCAUUUAAUUUUGGACCCAGGGAAAAUAUUCAAGGACAACAAAAGAUUCCCACUUGUCCAAAAUGUAAUCGAGUACACCCAGGUGUGUGUAAAGCUGGUAGUGAUGCUUGUUAUACCUGUGGCCAGAAGGGUCACUUUUCAAAAUUUUGCCCAACCAAACAACAAGGAUCAGGAUUCAGACAGAACCAACCAACUCGAGUCCAACCUCUAAGAGCGGUUCAAGGAUACCCCCAACUACAACAGCAACAUCAACGACAGCCACCGAAUCCACAACAUCAGCAGCUGAUUCCGCAAAUUAGAGCUUAUCCUCUGAAACAGAAGCAACCUGAGAAAACUCAGGGAAACCUGGCAGGUAUGGGUAAACUUUUGGAUAUACCUGUCAUAGUUCUGUUUGAUACUGGUGCAUCGCACUCUUUCAUAGCAAAUGCAUGCGCGGAUACUUUGGAAUUAAAAACAGAACAAGCUAAGCAUAGGAUGAAAAUACAUUCACCUAUAGGGGGGACUACGAUCACGUCACAUUGUUGCUCUAACCUAGAAAUAGAGUUAGGGACUUUUAAAGUGGUCGCAAACAACUUGAAUCUUAUGCCUAUGUGGGACACAAAUAUAAUUUUAGGCAUGGAUUGGUUAACUAAGAAUUAUGCCACAAUCCGUUGUAAUGAGAGGCAAAUUUCUUUCCAACCCCCAGGAAAAGAACCAACGAGUUUUCAUGGAAUUAGUAUGGGUAGGAGGGUACCCGUAAUUUCAGCGCUGCAAGCAAGGAAGAUAAUGAAAAAGAAGGGUUCUCAAGCCUAUCUUGUUUAUUUGAGUGGAGAAGUUAAGGGUACGAAAACAAUAGAUGAAGUAGCAGUUGUACGGGAAUUCCAAGAUGUUUUUCCGGAAAAGUUGCCCGGGUUACCACCAAAUCGACAAAUAGAGCUUGCGAAUGAUUUGGAACCUGGAUCUGCCCCAAUAUCAAAGACACCUUAUAGAAUGGCUCCAAAGGAACUGGAAGAAUUAAAGAUUCAACUUCAAGAACUGUUGGACCUAGGUUUUAUCAGACCUAGUGUAUCACCAUGGGGAGCACCGGUACUUUUUGUAAAAAAGAAAGACGGCACAAUGAGAAUGUGCAUUGAUUACCGUGAGAUCAACAAAAUCACGCUCAAGAAUAAAUAUCCGUUGCCGAGGAUUGAAGAUUUGUUUGAUCAACUGAAGGGUGCAAGUGUAUUCUCAAAAAUCGAUUUAAGAUCUGGAUACCAUCAGUUGAAAAUCAAACAGGAAGACAUCCCUAAAACCGCAUUUAGAACGAGAUAUGGACAUUACGAAUUUGUAGUUGUACCAUUCGGAUUGACGAAUGCCCCAGCGGUAUUUAUGGACCUCAUGAACCGAGUCUUCCACCCAUACCUAGAUAAAUUUGUUCUAGUGUUCAUUGAUGAUAUCUUGGUUUAUUCUCAAAACCAAGCAGAACAUGAAAAACAUUUAAGAAUAGUUCUAGAAACACUAAGAACGGAACAACUUUAUGGGAAGUUUAGCAAAUGUGAAUUCUGGCUCAAUGAAGUAACAUUUCUUGGACAUGUUGUGUCAUCCGAGGGAAUCAAGGUGGACCCUGCGAAAGUACAGACGGUACAAGAGUGGAAAGCGCCAACUAACCCUAAUGAAAUAAGGAGUUUCUUAGGCUUAGCAGGGUAUUACAGGAGAUUUAUUGAAGGAUUUUCGAAAAUAGCAAGACCCAUGACACAAUUGCUCAGAAAGGGAAGUAAGUUCACAUGGACAGGCGAAUGUGAGGAAAGCUUCCAAGAACUAAAAAGAAAAUUGACUACAGCACCAGUUCUAGCCGUACCAGAAGCUAAUAAAGGUUAUGACAUCUACACUGAUGCAUCAAAGAGUGGACUAGUCUUGGGGGUGGUCCGACUGGGGGAAACGGAGGAGGCAGAGGGGAUUGGCGACGACGGCGGUGGCCUGGUGCUCCUGCUGCCCGUCGAUCCAGAAAGAGAGGAGAGUGGACGGCGGCUGGACGGCGGGGCUGUUCGGCGGAGGGAGCGACGGCGGUCUCGGUCUUUGAGGUCGAUCGGUGGUCCAGAGAUGGGGAGAUCGACGACGGUGGUGGCCGAUGGCUGCUGCUGUUCGUCUGUCAAGGAGGAAGGCGGCGGCGUUGCUGCUCGGCCACGGACGUUUGAGGGAGAGAAGAAGAACCGGGCGGCCGUUACCAGCCGAAGAGAGAGAGAUCAGAUGGAGAUGGGGCGAUUGCCGGCAGCUGUUGUCGCCGGAGAAGCCGCGCCGCUUGUUGUGUGGGCGUGA
Salvia miltiorrhiza (redroot sage) is the source of this 2634-nucleotide messenger RNA. RefSeq lists its product as uncharacterized. Lineage: Eukaryota; Viridiplantae; Streptophyta; Magnoliopsida; Lamiales; Lamiaceae. The coding region runs from base 1 to 2634 and encodes 877 amino acids. The transcript is spliced from 2 exons. The record is from RefSeq and is a predicted model, not a curated record. Gene Ontology annotation, biological process: proteolysis. Gene Ontology annotation, molecular function: aspartic-type endopeptidase activity; zinc ion binding; nucleic acid binding.